AGCUGCCCAGCACAGGUGUGUCCUCACCUGUGACAAAACCUGGUAUGUAGUCACACGCAUUCUGAUUGCGGCAAAAGGUGUUUCAUACUUGGUUGAACACGUGUGCCAAAUGUAAUCGCAGCGACCUGAGUGGAAACCAUGGGCAGAUUUUGGAACGAGCUGUUAAUGGUGCUGAUGCUGGCGGAUAUUUUGUUCAUGGCGUUGGCGCGCAAAGAAGGCAAAGCGCGGAGGCGUAAAGUGGAGGGUCAGCAGGACGCGCAGCCGCAGCGCAACUCCACUUCUUUUCAGAUUCCCCUCGACCCAAUACUGACCGGAGACCACACAGCUGGAGCCGGAGAACACGAGGUGGACUUCGACAAAGCCAUAGAUGACAUGGUGUCCCAGGUGAGGAACAACCCGGCUCUGUCCAAAAGCAAGUGCGUGGUGGACCGUCACCUGUGGAUGUCCAACAGCCGAAGCCUCUCCCCGUGGUCGUACAGGAUCAAUCAUGACGAGAACCGCAGACCCGUCGACAUACCAGAGGCUAAGUGUGCAUGUGCAGGCUGCAUUAACCCCUUCACCAUGCAGGAGGACCGCUCAAUGACCAGUGUGCUCAUCUACGCCAAGAUCCCGGUGCGGCGGCUGCAGUGUCCCCGCAAGAAGAAGAAGAAGUGUGUGCCACGGUACCGCACCGUGGUGGAGAGCAUCGCCGUGGGCUGUACGUGCAUAGCAGGCUGACCACCGAACUAAUCUUUUUACGAACUCUCACUCUGAUCACGUGUUUUUAUUAUUACCACAGCUCAUGUACAUCUUCAGUGUCAGGUUGCUGAAUCAAAACAUAAACACAAACACAGUGUGUAACAAUACACCAGAGCAACCAUCUCUCCAUUUUGUCACAGCUGAGUAUUGUUAUUGUUGUUGUUGUUUUUCUUUAUAUCAGUUAUAAUAGACUUUUUAUUAGCCAUUAGCUUGUUAUUUUUUUUAUGCAGUUAUGAUAUGCAGCCAAGUUUUCCAAGCAAUUCAUUUUUCUCUGUUUCAUUCCUAAGCAGUGACAACCUGAGAGCUGCUCCUUUUUUCUAUUUGUUAUUCUUUAGGCCACAAGGCCAAAUACAGCUGUAUUGUAUUUACAUUUACAGAAUUUGGCAGACGCCCUUAUCCAGAGUUACAUUUAUCUCAUUCAGCUGAGGGUUAAGGGCCUGGCUUCAGGGCCCAGCAGUGGCAGCUUGGCAGUACUGGGAUAUUCAUGAUCUUCUGAUCAGUAGUCCAAAGUUUUUUAAACACUGAGCUUUCCUAAGAUUUUCAGAGUCAUUGUUACACCUUGCUGCUUUUUUUUGUCUAUGAUUAUUAUUAUGCUGUUGCUGAAACAUUUGUUCCAGAGUUGAAUCUUAAACACUAUGCAUUGUAAAUGCCUCUUGAGCUCAGGUCUAUUAUUUUGCUCCAUUGUAAAAUAUAAUGCAUGCAUUUAUUACUGACACAGUAUGUAGGGUUAGAUGUGCUAAAAGCAUAAUAAAUAAACAUAC
Molecule: messenger RNA, 1499 nt
Organism: Hemibagrus wyckioides
Lineage: Eukaryota; Metazoa; Chordata; Actinopteri; Siluriformes; Bagridae
Product: interleukin-17B-like
Exons: 3
Coding region: 139-717 (192 amino acids)
Biological process (GO): inflammatory response
Cellular component (GO): extracellular region
Molecular function (GO): cytokine activity
Source: RefSeq, a predicted model, not a curated record